AUGGCAAGGGACGACGCCAUAGCCCUUAUGUUCGACAUCUUGAUCGCGGGGGGUGACCCGAUGUCUACUACGGUGGAGUGGGCACUGGCGGAAUUGCUGGACAACCCAAGCACCAUGUCCAAGGUGCGUACCGAGAUGGCGGCUGCUUCGUUCGGUUGCAAUAGUAAGCAAGCAAUCGAGGAGGCUGACCUGAUUCGCCUGCCGUACCUCCAGGCUGUGGUGAAGGAGACGCAGCGGCUGCACCCUGUGAGUCCAUUGACGUUACCUCACAAGGCCAUAGAAGAUGGGGUUGAGAUUGGCGGCUACGUGAUUCCAAAGGGAAGCACUGUUAUCAUCAACUUGUCAGCUGUAAUGCGAGACCCAGAUGUGUGGGAGAUGCCGGAGGAGUUCGUUCCGGAGCGCUUCAUCGGCACCGAUGGGAACGUGGGCAUGAAAGGGAAAGAUCAGUUCCAGUACAUUCCGUUCGGAGGAGGACGCAGGCAGUGCCCUGGCAUGGCAUUGUCGGAGCGGGUUGUGCCGCUUGUGCUGGCGUCUUUGCUGCAGGCGUUCGAGUGGCACCUGCCAGACGGCAUGACCUCUGACAAAAUGGACAUGAACGAAAUGUUUGUCUCUGCCAACAUCCGUGCUGUACCUCUCAAGGCUGUCCCAGUGGUCAUUAUGUAG
Panicum virgatum (switchgrass) is the source of this 663-nucleotide messenger RNA. Its product is annotated as cytochrome P450 76M5-like. Gene Ontology annotation, molecular function: iron ion binding; monooxygenase activity; oxidoreductase activity, acting on paired donors, with incorporation or reduction of molecular oxygen. NCBI's taxonomy places the organism in Eukaryota, Viridiplantae, Streptophyta, Magnoliopsida, Poales, Poaceae. The coding region runs from base 1 to 663 and encodes 220 amino acids. The transcript has a single exon. The record is from RefSeq and is a predicted model, not a curated record.